Linepithema humile (Argentine ant) is the source of this 1159-nucleotide messenger RNA. Its product is annotated as transmembrane protein 231. Gene Ontology annotation, cellular component: ciliary membrane; ciliary transition zone. NCBI's taxonomy places the organism in Eukaryota, Metazoa, Arthropoda, Insecta, Hymenoptera, Formicidae. The record is from RefSeq and is a predicted model, not a curated record. Gene Ontology annotation, biological process: cilium assembly; regulation of protein localization.
ACGAACAUGGCAUCAUAAUGGCAGCGAUCGAGAUAUUUUCGAGCUCCGUCACUUAUAAAUACAAGAGUAGAAUACACUCUUGUGCCUCAAUCGUCGUCUUCCUGUUUAUUGUGUUAUCUUUGUUCACGCCGCUUUUUAUAAUCUACAAUGCCGGAGGUAUCUGGGUGAAAAAUCGGAUGCAUGCGGAAACGCCGGAAGUGCACUUUGAAUAUAAGUAUUUGCUACUUGCGGAAGUGGAUCCCUCUAAGGAACCUAUCGUGUGUUCUACAUUUACGACGUACAAGGAAAACAGGAUCAGAGAUCACUGCACAAUAAUCAAGGUGCGGGAAAACGAUGUGAACGGCGACGGGCAGAAGGAUGCACUGAGGUUUGAAGCACAUUUCCACACGGACAAGCCGGUGAAGUCAUUAAGACUAUUGCUGUUUUUCAAUUUCCAAUUAAAGCAUCUCAUCGAAGCGACGAUAGAAUCUAUCGGCGUGUUCGAUCAUGUGUUAAGUCACGAGGCUCAAGAGAUACGAUUCUUCGGGGAUUUGGAGUUACGGCAGAAGGGACUUUUGCGCAGCGAAGGCCUCUACGAGAUGUACAAUCAUAGCAUCGAAUUGUCCAAUUAUUCUCUACCCGAAUUGCUGCUGCGCAACUUUAACCGGAAGUUUUCAGCCAGAAUCACAAACGAGCGGGUAACUCAACGAAGCGGUUUUACUAGCGACGAAGCGGUCGCCGUUAUCGGCGAGCUGUUCUACACGGAAAACUUUAUUUAUUAUCAGCCGAGCGUGUGGGAGGAACUCAAGUGGGCAUGGAUCCAAUAUCUUUCGUGUCUACUGGUGCUCGCAUAUGUGGCUAAACACGUCUUGGUAUUUUUAUUUAGCAGAAGAUACUUGAAUACAUACAUUGUAAGACCAUGGAUGAAUAAAUAGGUGCCAAAUAAAUAAACAGAAUAAAUCCAUCCGAUAAAUUUAUGUCUUGCGCGCGUACGACACUAAAUUUCCCUCUAGGAUGUUCCAUUUCUACCGCGUUAAAUCUUCACCAAGUAUUAUCGAACUUGGAUUUUUCUUUAAAUAGAAUUUACAGUCGUCGUUCAUUGUAUCCGGAUUCUAAAAUUUAAUACAAUAAAUAUCUGACUGUAUUCUCAUAAAAUUUAAUAUAUAUAUAUAUUCAAAUA